Penicillium malachiteum is the source of this 477-nucleotide messenger RNA. RefSeq lists its product as uncharacterized. NCBI's taxonomy places the organism in Eukaryota, Fungi, Ascomycota, Eurotiomycetes, Eurotiales, Aspergillaceae. The record is from RefSeq and is a predicted model, not a curated record. Bases 1 to 477 code for a protein of 158 amino acids. The transcript has a single exon.
AUGUCUACCACUACCACCUCUACUACGUCCUCCGCCUCUGCGACUUCCACAGUCUGCACCGGAAAUGUCUGGGAGCUCCCAAUCACCGAUGCCGCCUGCGGCUCCAGGAUCACCGGCAACAUGACCACUGUCUUCGAUGACUGUUGCAAGGGUGAUAGCCCCGUGAAAUACGAUGGCGAUUGUGGUGUCUACUGUCUCGCUCAAGAACAGACCGUCAGCGAACUCCUCACCUGCCUUCAUUCCAAGAGCAACGACUACCAGGAUAUCUUCUGCAAUGACAAGCUGAAUGCUACUGCUACCGCCGCUGCCACAAGCACAAAGUCUACCUCAACCUCUACUGGAACCAAGACCAGUACCGGAACCUCCACAAGCACUUCCACCAAAAACGCUGCCGUUGGUGCUCAACCUGUCUCGACAAUGGGACUGGGUGUUCUGGCGAUGCUGUUCUGCUCUGCUGUCAUGGGAGUUGUCGCAUAA